AUGUUAACUGUUAAACGUGGCCUAUAUCAUACAAAAGAUUUUCAUUCGCAAGCAAGGGAAAAAUUAGCAUCUCGAGAACAAAAACGUCAAACACUAUUAGAUAUAUUAAAAAAUGAUUUUGUUCUUCCGUCUAAAGAAAUACAUGAUCAAAUAUAUAAAUUAACAGCUACACAGCUGUUAGAAGGUUUUAAAACAAAUUUAUUCACAUAUAGCGACGUUGUUCAUCUAUUUUGUUUGCGUGCAUUAAACAUUGGAAUAAAAAUAAAUGCCAUUACCGAAGAAUUCUAUGAUGAUGCUAUUAAGAAAGCCAAAGAAUUUGACAAAGAAAAAGAUUUGGCGAUGUACAAGACUGACGAUCAAUUGUUAUUAUUAGGCGUUCCAAUUAGUGUAAAAGAUCAAAUACACCAGAUAGGAGCUGAUAGUUCAAUGGGUUUGACAGCAAGAAACUUUAAGCCAUCUCACCAAAAUAGUCUCGUAUUGCAAUUACUUAUUGAUCAAGGAGCGAUUCCAUUCGUACGAACAAAUACAAUUCAAUCAAUGAUGUUACCCGAAACCGAUAAUUUAACAUAUGGACGAACGGACAAUCCAUGGGAUGUUGAUCGAUCAUGUGGUGGGUCUUCUGGUGGUGAGGGCGCUCUGUUAGCUGCUAGAGGUUCAGUACUAGGUAUUGGGACUGAUUUAGGAGGUUCAAUUCGGAUUCCAGCUCAUUUUUGCGGUGUGUAUGGUUUCAAACCAACGCCAGGCCGAAUUACAGAUUUAGGGGUCGCUAAACCUCACCUGAAAGAUGUAAUAGGAGAAGGAAAUAUUCGUGGUAGUGUUGGACCAUUAGGACAUUCUACAGAUGAUCUUGUCCUCGUUAUGAAAUCAUUUUUGAAACCGAAAAUGUGGCACAACGAUAAACAUUUAGUUGAGUUACCAUGGAAUGAUGAGAAAUAUCGUGAUCGUAACACAAAACUUCGUAUUGGUUAUUAUACCACAGAUGAUUGGUUUAAAGCUUCACCAGCUUGCAUUCGUGCGGUUCUUCAAGCUGCAGAGGCUCUCAAACAAUUAGGUCAUACAGUUAUUGAAUUUAAACCUAAAAAUAUCUCGGAAGCUAUGCGAAUUUACAUUUCUAUCUUGUCCUCUGAUGGAUUAAAACAUUUUCUUAAAGGUUUAGAAGGUGAAAAAUUAAAUAAUCUUUAUUCGAAUUUACUUCUUGCAUCUAAAAUUCCCAAUUCAUUACGUCCACUAGUGUGUACAAUACUCAACCUGAUUGGCGAAUCUCGUGUUGCUUUGAUUGUUCAAAGUGUUGGUGCUAAAAAGGCGUAUGAUUACAUCGAACUUAUACGUGAUAUGAAAUUCUUUGUUGAUCAUUGGGUAACAGAUAUGAAAAAUCAUAAUAUUGAUUUGAUUUUAUCACCAGUGAAUGGUCUGUAA
Didymodactylos carnosus is the source of this 1416-nucleotide messenger RNA. The record is from the annotation of a GenBank genome assembly. Lineage: Eukaryota; Metazoa; Rotifera; Eurotatoria; Philodinida; Philodinidae.